Messenger RNA from Peromyscus eremicus (cactus mouse), 1361 nucleotides. RefSeq names its product macrophage scavenger receptor 1 (gene Msr1). Bases 6 to 1361 code for a protein of 451 amino acids. NCBI's taxonomy places the organism in Eukaryota, Metazoa, Chordata, Mammalia, Rodentia, Cricetidae. Gene Ontology annotation, molecular function: scavenger receptor activity. The record is from RefSeq and is a predicted model, not a curated record. Gene Ontology annotation, biological process: receptor-mediated endocytosis. The transcript has 10 exons. Gene Ontology annotation, cellular component: membrane.
UCCAGAUGCUGAAAUACUAUGUGAUAAAGAUUUUAGGUUUCAAUUGUAAAGAGAGGGAAGUGGAUAAAUCAGUGCCGCCUCCUUUACCAGCAAUGACAAAAGAGACCACAGAGCAACAGAGGCUCUGCCCUGAUGAACCCGAGGAUGCUGACAGCUACUCAGAGUCUGUGAAAUUCGAUGCUCGCUCGAUGACAGCAUUGCUUCCUCCUAAUCCUAAAAAUGGCCCUUCCCCUCAGGAGAAGCUGAAGUCCCUCAAAACUGCCCUAGUCGCCCUUUACCUUCUUGUGUUUGCCGUUCUCAUACCGCUCAUUGGGAUAGUGGCAGCCCAUCUUAUGAAUUGGGAAAUGAAGAACUGCUUAGUUGGUUCAAGUAACACAAGUGAUACAUCUCAAAGUCUGAUUGGAAAAGAAAACACCAGUAAAGCUGAAAUGAGAUUUACAGUUGCCUUGGAACACAUGAAGGACAUGGAAGAGAGAAUCGAAAGCAUUUCAGACUCAAAAGCCAACCUCAUAGAUGCAGAACGCUUCCAGAACUUUAGUAUGACAAUCGACCAAAGACUUAAUGAUGCUCUUUUGCAGUUAAGUUCCUUGAUUUCAUCAGUCCAGGAACAUGGGAACUCACUAGAUGAAAUCUCCAAAUCCUUGCUGAGUCUGAAUACCACACUGCUUGAUGUCCAGCUCAAUACAGCAACCCUGAAUCACAAAGUCAACGAGUCUACAGUGAAGCAGCAGGAGGAUAUCAGUAAGUUAGGGGAACGUGUGCGCAAAGUGUCAGCAGAAAUGCAGUCUGUGAAAGAAGAACAAGAGAGCGUGGAACAGGAAGUAAAACAGGAAAUGAAAGUACUGAAUAACAUCACUAAUGACCUCAGACUGAAGGACUGGGAACAUUCACAGGCAUUGAAGAACAUCACCUUAAUUCAAGGGCCUCCUGGACCCCCAGGUGAAAAGGGAGACAGAGGACUCACUGGACAAAGUGGUCCACCUGGCAUUCCAGGUCCUCCAGGCCUUAAAGGUGACCGGGGGCUCACAGGCCUCCCUGGAAUGCGCGGAUACCCAGGGGCACCUGGAAAGGCGGGGAGGUCAGGAUAUCCUGGACCAAAAGGCCAAAAAGGAGAAAAGGGGAGUGCAGGCAUAUCAACUACUCUUAAGAGAGUUCGACUGGUUGAUGGCAGUGGACCUCAUGAGGGCAGAGUGGAGGUCUUCCAUGAAGGCCGGUGGGGCACAGUCUGUGAUGAUCGUUGGGAUAUCCGUGCCGGACAAGUAGUCUGCAGGAGUCUAGGAUACCAAGAUGUUCAAGCCGUGCACAAUAGAGCUCACUUUGGACAAGGUUUCAAAAUAGCAAACCUGGCUUACCAGAGAUAA